Messenger RNA from Orcinus orca (killer whale), 6754 nucleotides. Its product is annotated as S-adenosylmethionine synthase. Lineage: Eukaryota; Metazoa; Chordata; Mammalia; Artiodactyla; Delphinidae. The transcript has 10 exons. Bases 3587 to 4777 code for a protein of 396 amino acids. The record is from RefSeq and is a predicted model, not a curated record. Gene Ontology annotation, biological process: S-adenosylmethionine biosynthetic process. Gene Ontology annotation, molecular function: ATP binding; methionine adenosyltransferase activity. Gene Ontology annotation, cellular component: cytosol; Set1C/COMPASS complex.
AGAGAGCUCAGAAAUAAACCCACACACAUAUGGUCAAUUAAUCUAUGACAAAGGAGGCAAAAAUAUACAAUGUGGAAAAGACAGCCUCUUCAAUAAGUGGUGUUGAGUCAGUUUUACCUUUUUUCAUGAAUAAGUUAUUAUGUUCCAGGAUGACAUAUGUGAUAAAAGUUUGUGUUUAAUGAGGGCAAAAGAAGCAAAUAUUCCAUGUGGUUAUUAUGCCAUUUAAGUUAGGGGAGUUUCUCACCAAAGUUUAGAAAUGUUUGCACUUAAACAGCAUUUAAGAGGUGGAUGCACACUCCACUUCUGCAUCAGAGUUUUAGGUCAUCAAACUGACCUUUCUUCUGCCUGUGGCAUAGCCAUCAUACAUGGCAGUGCAGGGGCAAGCAAAGGGCACCAUUGGCCAGCUGCUUUCCACUAGUUCUGCUGCCUCAUGGUGUUAUGUGGGAUAAGGUGCCCUUAAGCUUAUUCCUGAAACUGGUCAGUGUGGCUUACAUAUACUGUUCAUCGGAAACAUGGUUUUCCACUUGAUAUUUUACAUUUAGAGAUUCCUCAGGGGUAUAUCUAACUGAAAGUGAUAUUUUCAAAGGCAGGUUUCUUCAGAGAUUAGUCAGCAGAGGUUUAGAGUUGAAGGUUGCUACAUGGAAGUGAGGUCAACUCUGGGCCUUUGACACAUAUUGGACUUAGGUAAUCAGUGGGGCUGGGUCAGGGGACAUUAGGACAAUUCAUGCGUAAGGGAGAACGGGACAGUCUUUGCGUAAGGGAGGCUUUAAUUUGAGUUUAUGAUAGCAGAUUAGGGCUAUGUAGUUCUCGUAGGUUCAGCUCUCUAAGUAAUUAUGUCAUUGCCAAGGUCUGCCAGUUAUAUCUGAAGGGGGCAGAUUGAUGCUGCUGUUUUAACUCAUUGUUGAAGUGCUGUUUCUUUUCACUAACUGGGUAAAAUUUAUUACAAAAGGGAAAUCUUUGGUCUAGUUCAGCAUUGCCAGGCCCUUGCAUUUUGUCUUUUUAUAAAAGGAUGCCAAUGAUUAGUAUCUUCUCUGCAGCAUUAUGGUAACACGAAAUAAUUAGAAGUUGAAAAUAUACAGCCAUUGGGGAAUGAGUGGUUAAAUAAUUUACGGUAUAUCCUCAUUGUGGGAUAUUAGUCAAGUGCUAAAAAUGAGGUCUGCCUAUAUGUUGAGAUGUAAAAAGAGAACCAUAGUAUAUUGUGAAAAGCAAGAUGCAAAUAACAUGUAUAUGGUGAGCUAUUUUUUUUUCAGAAGAAAAUCAUGUGUAUGUACAUAGAAGGUGCUUAGGUAAUAUUUUAUUAAACCCUUAUUGUGUGCUAGCACUAUGCUCAAUACUCAGCAUACCCGUGUGAUCUCUUGUAGUUCUGACAGCAAUGCUCUGAGGUAGGUAAUUAUUUAACCUGCUUUAAAGAUGAGGAAACAGCAGCCUAGAGAGUGUAGGAAGCCUACCCCAGGGUGUGUAGUGGGUUAGAGGCAAAACAGGACUCCAGCCCUGAAGCCUGCACUCCCAGCCACCGUGUUUUGUGCACUUCUUGUUAACAUUUAUCUGCUGAAAGAGCAUACGGUGGCCUAGUAGUUAGUAGGGAUGUCAUAUGAGACUCAUAAGAUGGAUACUCAACUAGGUGCCUUCCAGAUCCUUCCCUCACUCUGCAUUUACGUCCAGGCUGCAGAAGCCUCCUGCAUACGUUUCUGAAAGUGCCGCUUCUCCGGACCCGACACUGUCCCCUCCAUCCCACCCACUCCCCCGCCCCCGCCCCAUGCCUCUUCGCCCCAUGAUGCUGUUAUUCAUUUUGGAAUUCAGAGGGCAGUUAGGCUGCUUUGUUUUCUGGCUUCUUGCAAGCUCUAGGAAUCUGCACGAGUACUUGAAACUUCAUCUUUCUCUUAAAGCACAUUUAGAACAUAAUGGCUGCCGUUGUAAAUGCUGCGGUAACCUAGGUCUACAGUUCAUAUUAAACAUUAGCUCACAUUGCCUCCAGGCUUGAAACCAGUGUACCCAGAAGAAAUUUACCAAAGGACAGUGAUGUUGAAAUAUUUUAAGUGCAAACAGCAGGAUUCCUGUGUGUUGACAGGGACAAGGCUAUGUUGUCUAAAGUCCCUGUUUGAUUCCUCAUUUUCCAUCCCUUCCCAGUGGCCUCUUCCUCUUUGGACCUUCUGCAGUCUUGUGACUGAGCAUUCUAGCUCCCUCUUUGUAAAAUGCCUCUGAUUAAAUGUGUAUAUGUAAAAUCUCUUACUUUAUCCCAGAAGACAUCGCUUUAAUAUGGUUUUAAUUCCCUGGAGGGAUAGUACUGCCACUGUUGACCAGUUGGAAAACUCAAGAUUUGGAAAAAAAAAAUUUUAAAUGCUCAUAAGUACAGAGGGGAUUUGGUUGCCAGAACUGUUCGUUGGGGCAAUUGUGUCCUCCCUUUUGCUUCCCACAGUCCGGUGCUUGAUGCACAAGGUUUUGGUUGAUUACUUUGUAUUGCAUUCUAGUGGGAACCAGUUUCUCCACCCAUUCUCACUCUCCGUGAUCUCAAUUCCCUAUUGUUCCUUGGGCCUGAGGAUGCAGCUAGAUCUGAGAGUGGGAGGGAGUGAAGUGAAAGAUGCUGUCAUUUAGUGUAGGAAUUGGUUCAGGAUAUAAUCCUGUCCACUUCUUUUCUUGGUCAAAGCAAAAAUAAUGCAGGAGUCACGUGAGCAGGAUGUUUCUCAAGUGUAUAGGACCAAUUUAUCAUAAGAAGCUUUGGGAAACUGGACUCUGAUGAUUUCCCCAUAAUGAAUCUGCCUCUCAGGAAUCCUUUUCCAAAAAUCAUUGUUCUCUGUAGCCCGUGCGGAUACUUUUUUAACAUCUUGCUUGUCAAUGUGAUUGCUAGCGUCUUAGAGAAGUUGACAGUUUCUGUGAUUUCUAUGAGCAGAAAAAUGUGGGCUCAAAAGCUUUUCCUCUAAAUGAAUCUGUUGUGUAACAUGCAAGCUGACUCAGAAUAUAGGUGCAUACUCUUGCUCUGAGAAGGCAGAAGAAGGGGAAGAGCCCAAUUCAGACAAGGUGUGGGCGAGCAGGCAGGGCACCGAAGAGCAAAGGCGUCCUGUGCUGUAAUCUCAGCCUAAACCAUAUCUCUGGGCAGGAGUUUUUUGCUUCCUAUUUAUUUGUAUCCCUGAGUAACCACAGACCCCCGCCUCCAACGUGGGAUGUUAACCUUGGUGCACUGAGGAGAUGAGCUGCAGAGCUAAAGCAGAGUCCCAGAGGAGCUUCACUUAUGCAGAAUCUGUACAACCUUCUUUGCCAUACAUUGGCCACAUGCUUAGGACUUGGGAGAUGAGAGCUAAGGGCUGAAAUUCCUCAAGGCACUUUCACUUUUCCAUAUAUAGGAGUCACUCAGGAGCAAGCUCUGGCCAGUUGGAGGGAGUGACACAUCCUUCUCCAGUCCCUCCCUUCUCAUCCCUCCGCACCUUUACUCUCACGUGCGCUUGCAGGCACUUAGGCAGAAGUGAGCCCUGUGGCUCUGCGGAGACGAGCCUGUUGGGUUUAAAGAAGGAAACAAACAAACAGAACCCUCAGGCCAAGUCCCAGCAUUAAAAUUGUUACCUUGAAGAAGCCGAGUGGACAGUUUGAAGAGAUGAAUGGACCGGUGGAUGGCUUGUGUGACCAUUCUCUAAGCGAGGAAGGGGCCUUCAUGUUCACCUCGGAAUCUGUAGGAGAGGGGCACCCGGAUAAGAUCUGUGACCAGAUCAGCGAUGCAGUGCUGGAUGCGCACCUCAAGCAGGACCCCAGUGCCAAGGUGGCCUGCGAGACGGUGUGUAAGACGGGCAUGGUGCUGCUGUGCGGGGAGAUCACCUCCAUGGCCAUGGUGGACUACCAGCGGGUGGUACGGGACACCAUCAAGCACAUCGGCUACGACGACUCGGCCAAGGGCUUUGACUUCAAGACCUGCAACGUGCUGGUGGCUUUGGAGCAGCAGUCCCCGGAUAUUGCCCAGUGUGUCCAUCUGGACAGAAACGAAGAGGAUGUCGGUGCCGGAGAUCAGGGCCUGAUGUUCGGCUACGCCACAGACGAGACGGAGGAGUGCAUGCCCCUCACCAUCAUCCUGGCGCACAGACUCAACGCCCGCAUGGCAGAACUGCGGCGCUCGGGGCAGCUCCCCUGGCUGCGGCCUGACUCCAAGACGCAGGUGACAGUGCAGUACACGCAGGAGCGCGGCGCGGUCAUCCCCGUGCGCAUCCACACCAUCGUCAUCUCCGUGCAGCACAACGAGGACGUCACGCUGGAGGACAUGCGCAGGGCGCUGAAGGAGCAGGUGAUCAGGGCCGUGGUGCCGGCCCAGUACCUGGACAAGGACACCAUCUACCACCUGCAGCCCAGCGGGCGGUUUGUCAUCGGAGGCCCCCAGGGGGAUGCAGGAGUCACUGGCCGUAAGAUCAUUGUGGACACCUAUGGCGGCUGGGGGGCGCACGGCGGGGGCGCCUUCUCCGGGAAGGACUACACCAAGGUGGACCGCUCGGCCGCGUACGCUGCCCGCUGGGUGGCCAAGUCCCUGGUGAAGGCGGGGCUCUGCCGGAGAGUGCUUGUGCAGGUGUCCUAUGCCAUUGGUGUGGCCGAGCCACUGUCCAUUUCCAUCUUCACCUACGGAACGUCCCAGAAGACAGAGAGAGAGCUGCUGGAUGUGGUCAACAAGAACUUCGACCUUCGGCCUGGCGUCAUCGUCAGGGACUUGGAUUUGAAGAAGCCCAUCUACCAGAAGACGGCAUGCUACGGCCAUUUCGGAAGAAGCGAGUUCCCCUGGGAAGUUCCGAAAAAGCUUGUGUUUUAGUGCUGGUGGGACCAGGCCUGGCCGCACCGUGGAGGCAUCUGGGUGGAACAGAGCCGCGUUCCUCUUUUCUAGGACCCCAACUCUCAGAUCUCCCGGACCCCGGGCUGGGCCUUGCCCACCCACUGCCGCCUCCCUGGCAAAGCCAGGCCCCUCUGAUUUAGCAGGAGGAGGGGGCCUCCUGGUGCCGGGCUCAGAUCUCCUCGUGAGGACAGUCACGAGGUUCCCCUGCCUCUCCCUCAGGCCAAGACGAUGCGAAUUUAGUGGAAAUCCCACCCGUGGUCGGCAGUAAAUCCCCUCGCUCACCUUCCGCCACGGCCUGGACGCUGACCAGCCCCUGCCUCCCUGGCGUGUGCCGAGGGCAGCACACGGCACAGAUCUCAGGGCUCCGUGUGGGCCUGGGUGUGCCGGGGCUGCCCCUCACGUCUGUGGCCAUGCGGUCAGCGUCCUGAGCCCAGGCCUUCCAGAGGCCCUCCCAGGCUGGGUUUGUGGCAGGGGUGAGAGCGUCUAGUGUGUAAGGGACUGAACUACUCACUGAUCUCAUUUCUUCUUCACUGCAACACAGUGAGGUGACCCCCUGUGUUACCUGCAUGUAUAGAUGGGGAAGCCAUCUAUACAAGGCUAGAUGUGAGAGCGGGAGCCCAUACACCGUGUCUCCCCCUGCCAGCGCCCCCAUCUCAUGCCAGAGACAGCUCUGAGUGAUGACCAAGUGCAUUGAGAUGAGGCUGUGACCUCUGUCCUGAAGACUUGAGGUCUCUGGGAAUUAGGGGAUUAAGCCCUUGGUGAGCCCUGGGCCAUGAUCUGCAGAGUCAGGACAGACCCAGAGGGGUGUUUCCUUUGCCUCUUUCAUUUCAGAAGACAGUUCGGGGUGCGCUGGCUAUCCUGGCCCACAGGGCUGGGCUGGAGUUGGGAAUUAAGAGGCAGCGGUAUAAUCCCAGCCCUGACCACUCAGGGACAUGCAGGGCUGGGCCUGUGGACCCCUGGGGAAAGGGUCCAAGGCCAGUCCUGUCCCAUCGGGCUUCCUAGAGCAGGAGCCGUGUUCCUCCUGCUUGGCCCUUAAACAGGGGGUGGAACCCUGUGUCCUCCACGGCUCGCUCUCUCUCUGGCCCCUCUGUAACCCCUGCAGUCUGACUGCUGUUAGGAUCAGUGGGUGAGCCCCUCAGACCCCACUUCCAGAGAGGACAGCCCUAAGGCCUGAAUAUCAAAUGUUAAAUGGUGACUCAAAGUGGCAGGGCUUGACUCCUAAUGGGAGAUAAGUCAGGAUGUCAAGAGGCGGUUUCUGCCUUUACCGGGCAGCCUCUGGGGGCAGCUCUACCCCUGAGGUCCUGGGUGCUCCUUUGCGCACCGGGGUCUUGGAAGCUGCACAUUCCCCAGCCUUUCCAUCUGUGGCUGGUACCCACUCCCCCCAUCCCCCUUCCUCAGCCUGGGCCUCUGACAGCUGCACCUCUACGUUCUCCCCAGACCACAGGCUCAGGUAGGGGCCUCCAUGGGCUUCUGGAGAACGCUGGGGACUGGCCUUCUUUCUGGGGCACACGGUGCUGGAUCUGGCUGGGAGACACAGCCCAGGAAGCCUCACCUGGGUGGCAGGCGGCCAGCAGCUGGGCUCUAGGCCUGAAGCACGAAGACCCUCGGCUUUCUCUUCCCCUCAGGGAAAAGGCAGCUUGUUCAGGGCAGAGAAAGAAGCCCAGAUCUCCAUAAAAGCCUAGAGCUGGUGUGUGUGAUACGGAAGCUCAGGUCUCUCUCAGGGCUCCAGGUCACCCAGGAAGCCUUGAGUUCCUUUCGGGAGAGGGAGGCUCAGCCUUGCAGGUGGCUGAGUUCCUCUAACUUGGGCCAUAUUCGAAGUGAAAAUUCAGAAUUUUAUACUUUCCCCACCCACUGGAGAAACAAGGUUUUUUUGGGUCAACACUGUUUAUAUGAAACUAGAGUCUAUUUGUUAAUAGUACCUGCUAAACCGGUGAAUAAAAACACAAGGAGCAACUA